Molecule: messenger RNA, 13150 nt
Organism: Xyrichtys novacula (pearly razorfish)
Lineage: Eukaryota; Metazoa; Chordata; Actinopteri; Labriformes; Labridae
Source: the annotation of a GenBank genome assembly
AUUUGAUAGAAGUAUAUAAAAGUAUGAAUCAAAUAUGAUAAAAAAGGCAAUAAAGGGUAAAGUUGACAGGUGGUAAAAGUCUGACAUGUUCAGGGUGUGAUAUAAACAGGCAGGCAGUAGGCACCUGUCGACACAGAGCAGCCAAUCAGACGACAGCUCUGCGGUGAAAUGCUGCUGAACCUGUAAGGCAGAGAGAGAGAGAGGGGAGAGGGAGGGUGAGUCUCAUUGAGUCAGAGAGGAACUCCCACAGAGAGAGAGAGAGAGGGAAGAGGCAGACUUAGAGAGCGAGCGACGUCCAGCCGCUCACACCUGCUGCUGGUCAGAACACACCGUGACAUCACUGUGACAUCAUGAGUUUCGUCGCUGGACCCCCAGAGGACAGGUACAACAAAACAAAUCAUAUCACAGACACAGACACAGACACACACACACACACACACACACACACACAGUGACAGACCCUGUGUGUGAAUGUGUGUGUGUCUAAGAGUCUGUGAGUCUAUGAUAUGAUGUGUGUGUGUGUGUGUGUGUGUGUUUGUGUGAUAUGAUGAGUGUAUGUAUGUGUGUGUGUCUGAGAGUGUGUGAUAUGAGUGUGUGUAUGUAUGUGUGUGUGUGUGUGUGUGUGUGUGUGUUAGUGUGUGUGUGUUUCCUGUUCCAGCUCAAAGAGGAAGUGUGUUUGUUGUAUUUCGUGUUUUUGGUCCCGGUGCUCGUUCUUCCAGGCGGACAGUGAAGUGGUCAUGGCAUUGCUGUUAAGUGUUCCUGAUCAGCAGGAAGCGAUGUCAGCUUACUUCCUGUCCUCCACUGGGGACGAUGGGUCUCCAGGUGUGGUUCUGGUCCAGGAUUAGAUCUGUAUCAGGAACUGGUUCAGUUUGACCCCCCCGAAAAGACACUUGAAGACCCUGAAACAUCUUUUGGAUCAGUGGAAUAUUUUUAUAUUUACUCUCCAGAUCCUCUCAUCAGUUUUACACAAAAGCUUUUCAAUGAUCCUUGGAUUUUCUCAAGGACCACUGACCUGUAUCAAUGGUCUCAGGAUUUUCUUCUCGAAGAUCUAGAACAUCCCAGAGGAACCCUGAACCCCCUCAAACAAACACUGUGAGUAUGACCAAAACCCCUGGAAUCUCCAGGAGAAUCCUUGAAACCCUGAGACUCUCCUGGAUUAUCUUUGGGGUCUUUAACAACGACUUCAGGACCUCUUAUGGUCACCAAACAAAAACAUUCAAUUGAGCGCAGAACAAAUUUUACUUUAUUAAACAACAUAAUUCAAAAAUAUUUCAGUUAAAAAAAAAUUCAUGAAAAGACAUAAAGUGAGUUCAUGAAAACUAUGACGCCAAAAAAAAAUUUUUCCUUGAUUUUUUAUUUUUUGUUUCUUGUUUUUGCUUUUUAUGCUUUCAGACAAAAUUUUUUGGUGAAAUAUUUUUGUGUUUUGUGGAGUAAAUUUCAGCUUUUUGGUGAAAAUAUUUUAUUUAUUUUAAAGAAUUUUUCAAGUUCUGUGAAAAUUUUUUGUUAUAUAAUAAUUUUUGCAUGAAAUAUUUUAGUGAAAUAUAUGUACGUGCUUUGAAAUUUUUGCUUUUUGCAUUUGAAUGUUUUUGGGCUUUAAAAAUUUUUGAAUGAAACAUUUUUUGUUUUUGUCUGCUUGAAAAAAAACUUUUGCUAUGCUAGUAGAAUUCAAUAUUUUGUUUAAAGAUUUUUGUUUUUGUGAAAGAGUUUUUACUUUUUUGGGACAUAAUUUUUUCACUGUGAUUUUUCUUUUCAGCAAAUAUUUUUGCUUUUUAUUUCAAACAUUUCUGCGUUUCUUUUAAUGAUUUUGGUUUUCAGUAAAUAUUUGUGCCGUUGACCUUCAGGUCACUUUACCUUUAAUCCCACCACAUAAAAACCAUUGCCAACAGACCGAACAGAAACCUGCUGAAGUUGGAUUUUCCCCACCAGACCCUGAAGGCACCGCUAAGGAAACAAGAUCCCUGAUUAAAGGAUGACGUACCAUCUGCUUACUCACACACACACACACACACACACACACACACAGAGGUGUGGUCACCUUUGUGGAUGUGUCAGCCUUCUGCUUCAGUGACAACAAACAAAGUAACAAUAGAGCCCCGCCCCUUUUACCUGCACAGGUGAGUCUGUGUGAAGAGUCACAAUCAAAGCUGUCAGACAGGUUGGUUCACUCUUAUCAGAUUUUAUGAGCUGCCGGAUCCACUGUGUAUCAGACUGAGGAGAGAGUUACCUGUCGACAGGUCAAACUCACCUGUCUGAAGAUUUUCAUUGAACCACAAAAUCAGGAAGAAACUUCGAAACACUAAAGGAGAAAACAGAGAGGGUAAACACAGACGAGGGAGAGAGAGAGAGAGAGAGAGAGAGAGAGAGUGUGUGUGUGUGUGUGUGUGUGUGUGUGUGUGUGUGUGUGUGUGUGUGUGUGUGUGUGUGUGUGUGUGUGUGUGUGCGCGUGUAAAAAGUGAUGCUUUCAGGUUAAUAAGGUUAUAAACCAAGCAAACUCCACUCAGGUUCAGGUUUUAUGAUGCUUGUGUUUUUGUCCCUGCAGGGCUCCUGUAGAUGCCUCUGACCCCCCAAACAUCCAGGACAUGGAGCUGAGAGAGGAGUGGCAGGAUGACGGCUUCCCCAGGUCUCAUCAUAACGCCAUCUUUAAAAUCAACAUUUUUUUUUUUUGAUAACAUCCACCUUUAAAAAAAAAAAAAAAAACACCUAAGAAGACCUUCAGCUACAAAACUCUCCACCUUCAAAAAGACUCUUCAUAAAUUCAGCCUUGAAUCCUUUAAAACCACCCACCUUAAAAACACUGUACAGAUUUAACCAUCAGUUAUGAAACCGUUUUAAUAAUCUGUGUAAUGUCCCUUUAAUUGAACCUCCUCUUGUUUCAGACCUCUCCCAGAGAGUCCAGGGGAGGCGGAGAGUCCAACCGGCGGAGGGCAGCCAGGUAAGACAGGGGACUGUCAGAGUUUCUGUGGAGGAGUUUGAUUGGUCCAGAUUGUGCUGUUGGACCUUGUCCCUUCACUCUGUCUCUUACUUUUUUCCCUAAGCUCCGCCCACCAGCCUGGCCCUAUCGGGAGGCGCCCCAAAGAAGCGUCUGGUGGCACCAUCGCUCAGCCUCACUCUGAGCCGCAGAGACUCUCACCCGAGCAAUGACGGCUUCUCCGCCGCUGCACUGUCGGCAACGCCAGAUGAGACACCGUCACUCAACAUCGACCUGGAGGCUCUGGAGACGCCAUCAGGAAGCGAAACGGGAACACUGCCCGACAGCUCGCAUGAGCUGGAGUGGGAAGGUGAGACGGGAUAACGACAGAUAACAUCUGAUGUCUGCAGAUAACAAAAAAAACCCUCCCUAAAACACCUGUCUGCACUUCCACCUGCGUAUGCGGGACGCCAAAGCCUGUGACAGGGAGAGCAGCAGCAAAGACCAACAGGCUCUGGUUUGAGAAGUCUCUCCCCUUCAGUUAGUGUUUAUGUAAUACUUAAGCCCACAGUGGGGAGUGCAUGCCUUUCUGUUUCAUGUACAUAUAGAAAAAGUGAAGGCAGGGAGAGCAGCAGCAGAGACACCAUGACUCUGUCCUGAAAGCUCUUUGCACUUUUACCUCUGUAUGUGGCACACCAAGUCAUUUUAGACACAACAUCAAAAAGAGGAGCUGGGCUGUGGGAGGGUCACUAACUGGAUGGUAGAAGGUAAUCCCCCUGAACUGUCAGCUGACUGGGGCUGGCUUUAAGAUCAGCUGAUGUGCUGUGAACAUUACAACUAACCCCCAAUUUCCACCACAUCCAAAACAGCUACUAAAAGGUUGUACCCUCUGAUCGUAGCUGAUGGUAACCAUUCAAGUUAAUGUGUCAAUUUCCACCGGCUUCUUUCCGUUCCUCUACAGAUCGCCAGACUCCACAGCUGAUCGCAAGAGUUCUAUAUUUUCUGGACGCCGGAUAAAUUCAGCACAGAUUAACCCGUGCUGGAAAGGAAGUUGGGCACAGGCACAAAAUAAAACAUCCGGCUUCUUUUCCAAAUAAAACACUCCCUGUUUCAGGCAGAUCGUAUUUCACACCAUGUAAAUGGGCAGAGACGAACAAGUGAAAGGUUUAUAGACAUCAUUUCACCCCGAUGACACCAUGGAUGAGGAGAUGCUGAUCCUAGAAGUCUAGAAGUAGAUUUCCUCCUCUGGAAGGACACAAUCUACUGCUUAUAUGUCUAUGUGUCUGUCUUUAUGGAGACAACUCGUUAUCGCGUGAUUGAACUUGAAUCUGCGGGUUCUUGUGAGUUCUCGCAAUUCCUGCUGUCCGUAAUCUGCCACGAAAUUCACCUCACAAACGGAUCCGGUAGGAAUUGGUGUAUGGUAAAAACGCCGCCAUUCCGGAUGUGGUCGAUAUCCUGGGUUAACUGACUGGCCUGCCUGAACUAACACUGUACUCAAGAUAAGGAUAUGGGCGGAGAUAUGUAGCAUGUUGUCAUCUGCAUAUCAUUGAAUACAGAUAUAACAUCAACUGAGGAACCCAGAGGAACAUCUUCUCAUCCCUCUAAACUUUGAUCUUUGACCACUCUCUGUCAGAUGACCUUCCCCGGAUGGCCAGGAUGGCGGCUGGGGGCGGGGCCACAGUGGGGUCCAGGAGUCCAGUCGAGCAGUCAGAAGGUUUAAUGGAACUGGACCGAGUGGACAGCAGGGGCCGACGCUGGAGGAAAUUCUGUAUCUCAGGACAAGAAUACCACGUCAACAUGAGCGUCAUGGAGCCGUACCUGCAGGUCCUGUCACAUGGAGGUCAGAGGUCACACACUCUCAUACACACCUGCAUGUUUUCACCUUUGACAUUACUAAACUCAAACAGGAUUUCAGUGAUGUCAUAUGUUUGUACUGAAGAGGACAAAUUCAUGAUACAUGAAAAAUUAUAUAAAUAUUUUCUCUGGUGCAGUUUUAGUUUUUUUUUUUAACCGUUUUUCAUUCACAGCCUGUUCCUGUCAUCGUUGUGUUGAUGAAGUUCGUUCAGAUCAUUGCCGAUUUUCUGCGCCUGUCAACCACUGUAAAAAUGAUCAAUAGAAACUGUAAACGCGUUUAUUUCUGCUGUUAAGUUUAACAUUGUAACAUGAGGCUCCAUGGGGACAGCCUCUAGUGGACACUCACAUAACUGCAGUUUUUGGUAUUUCUAUUUUGGCUUCACUUUUCAACAGUUUUUUUGUCAAUUUUUUUUGUCAUGAGAGUAAAAAGGAGGAUUUGAAUCUUUGUGAUUAUUUUUGGUGCUGAGAGAAUUUUAAUUUGGUAAAACUCUGUCUCUGAUUGGCUGUUAGGUUACUAUGGCGAUGAAAUGAACGCCAUUAUCCUGUUUACAUCCUGUUACCUUCCUGAGAACACAAUAGAAGACUAUGAGUACGUCAUGGACAACCUGUUCAGGUGAGUCUGCCUCACAGGUGAAACAGGAAGAGAAAAAUAUGUAAGAUCACAUGUGUAAGUGUGUGUGUGUGUGUGUGUGUGUUUUGUCUCAGGUACAUUGUGGGGACAUUGGACCUGAUGGUCUCAGAGAACUACCUGUUGGUCUACCUGUGUGCCAUGGCCCCCAGGAACAAGAUGCCGGCCAUCAAAUGGCUCCAUCAGUGCUACACCUCCAUCAACAGGAGGUAUGCUGGGUUAGCUCACCUGCACAGCCCUGCAGAGAGGAGCACACACACACACACACACACACACACACUCACACACAAACACACACACACACACACACACACACACACACACACACACACACACACACACGUCCACCAAUAGUGGACUAUCAGCCCAGACUGACUAAGAAGGGACCCCUAUUUCUGGUUAUUUUAGUAAAACCAAAGUAAAAUAGAAAAUUUUGUUUGAAGGCCUUUUAACAUAAUGUUACUUGAAAUGUUACUUUUAAUUAUUAUUUUUUUUAAUUGCCAAGAGGGGACCUGGAUCCUUGAGUGAGAUCUACCAGUCUAACGGGGACCUCCAUAUAAGGCAGUGGAGCUGUCUGAACCCAUUCACACUAAUGCUGAUGAUGAGAGCUUGUUUACCACAAUGACUUUCUUUAUUUCUUUCAAAAAUGGCUGAUUUAACUUUUAUGUGAUAAUUAUUUAAACAUUUCUCUCUGAGAAAAAUAUUUAGAAAAUAUUUGGGCCCCAUUGAUUCUGUGGAUUACACACACACACACACACACACACACAAACAAACACACACACACACACACACACACACACACACACACACCGAUUAACACAGUCUCCAUUAUCAUUUGUGUACAGACUGAAAAAGGACCUGAAGGGUCUGCUAGUGGUCCAUCCUGCCUGGUACAUCAAAGCUUUGCUCACGGUCAUCAAGCCCUUCAUCAGGUCUGUAACACACACACACACACACACACACACACACACACACACACACACACACACACACACACUGGACACACACACACUAAUGCAAACACACACUUUUGAACAUUAGUUCCUAUCAUCCAGCCCUGCUUUGAGAUGAGGAUCAGGCUUAACUAAACCUGGCUUCAGGACCCCUUGUUUUGUUUUGGGAUUUCUCUAUUUUAGCUCCAUCCAGCCUACUUUGUCCUCAAAAUGGACAUGCAUUACUUUUUUUUGACUCAAAUCUCUUAUCUGUGCCAUGUCACUGCUGUUGUUAAUGGUGAAAAACACAAAAUUGCGAUAUUUCUCAUAUAAAAUGACCUAGAUGAAUUUUUUUUAAUGAAAAGAGUCUGGGCCAUGUCAAUGAUGAGAAGUAAAGCUGAUUUUGGUGCAUUUAAAUUAUUUUUGUAGUGCCAAUUUUCCGUAUUUAAAGCCCCAUCCAGCCUACCUUGUUCCCAAAAUGGACAUGCAGAUUAGUGUUCGUAAAAUAAUAAUUUUUUUACUUUUUUUUUUUUACUUUUUUUGAUUCAGAUCUCUUAAACAACUUCAGCCCUAACCAUGAAAAAGUAAUGAAUAAAAAAUUCAAUGUAUUACCCUUUUUAUUCAAGUUUUUGUGCAACAUGUCAUAUUUGUUGAUUAAGUGUGCGUUCUAAACAGCCAUUUUUACCUUCUUUUCUCGUGCCUUGUCCUCAGCAAAAUCAAAUGUGAUCAAAUUCAUUUGUUCAUGUUAAAUUACUUUUAUAUAUAGGCAUAUAAAAUCAGAAGAUAUACACUACAGGCCAAAAGUUUGGAAGCACGAUCAGAUUUGUACAAAAAAAGAUCAUAGUUUCAUAUAUAUAAUUUGCAACACAAUAAACAUGACUAUUGUGUAAAGAGUAACAUAUCAGAAGACAUUUUGACUAUAAUUAUUAGGUAUUAGAGUUAUUGUUGCUUAGACUUUGCUUUCUUUAAAGUAACCUCCUCUAGCUUUAACGACAGCAUGGCAUAUACUAGGCAUUUGUUUUUUAAGGUAUGUUCCAGGGAUUGCAUUCCAGGCUUUCUUAAGUUCAUUAAAAAGAGACUGCUGAUUCGUGGGACACAUUUUUCAGAUUGAUCGAUCCAAUUCGUCCCGCACAAGCUCAGUUGGAGAAAGGUGUGGAGACAGAGGGGGCCAAACCAUCUUUUGAAGAACACCUUCCUCUUCUUUUUUGUCAAGGUAACCCUGACAGAGCUUGGAAGAAUGCUUAGGGUCAUUGUCUUGCUGAAAAACAAACUUAUGACCCACAAGUCUGAGUCCAAGAUGGAACAGCAUGAUGCUGGAGGAUGGAGUGGUACUGUUCCUUCUUCAUAAUACCCUUUACUUCAAACAAAUCUUCUACUCCAUCACCUGCAAAUCAUCCCCAUACCAUGGAACUACCAACUCCUUGCUUAAUUGUGGGUGUAACACAUGGUGCUUUCAGACGUUCACCAGUUUGUCAAUGACAAACUGACUCUACGUUGUGAACCAAAUAGUGCAAACUUGUUUCUAGUCAUCAUAAGUCCAGUUUUUGUGAGCUUUUGCCCACUCAUAUUAGGCUGUAUUGGCUGAGUGAGAUCGUGUUGGUUCGUUCGACUUCAGUGGGGCAACAUAAACUGUGAUUCAUAAAAUAGCUCUAUUGAUAGUAAGUACUAAUAAAAAAUAUCUACAUAUGCCAUCCAGUCGAUUUUUAGUAAUCAGUGUUUCGGUGUUGAACUAUUUCCCUUCUGCGGCGUAGUGAUACUUGCACACGCGCAAUCGAAUAUGCAGAGAGGUGAAGCAAUUUUUGUUACGUGGACCAAUAGGAGCCGAGUCUCGUUGCCAUAGUAUAAGAAAUACACAAACAUGGUGACGAGCGCAUCUAGCAGCGAGACAAGCGAGGAGGAAGAAAAGAAUAGGAAAAAAAGAAAACAGCCUUCAAAAGUGCAUAAAAAAAUGAGCGAAAAGAUGCUAUAUGCAUCUAUCAUCUGUCCAGAGUGAAGACGUUCUCGACUUUACAAGGACACAUUGGGAAACUUACAGAACUGGUAUUAGAAAGUGGCUUUCUCUACAGGGUGAGACAAAGGACCUUGCAGAAACUUAUAAACAUUGUGUUGAUAUCGAAUUUGACAAUGUUCCUGAUGACGCUGGGUUUCACAUGACAUGCUACCAGUGAUUUAUUUGCAAAAGGGGUUUGAGAAACAAGAACGUGAUGCAGCAGCGGGUCAGUCAAACCCCUCAGGCAGCAUCGCCGAUGCAUCCACGUCCACGGCAUCUGAAACUCCGCAAAAGAAAUUUCGCUCGAGGUCAUAGGCUGUAUUGGGACAAAGGAAAAAGUGCCUAGAAAGUGAAUUUCGUUCAACUACGCUGGUGCUACUUGUUCAAUGCAUUUUUGCGAUUUACUUUCUAGGCACUUUUUCCUUUGUCCCAAUACAGCCUAUAUCUCUUCUUGUUCUGUGGAUGAAGUAGUUUUUUUGCAGGUACACAACCCUUCAGACCAGCCUUUCUCAAACGUCAUUUCACGUUUGUCAGAGAUAUGGGUUUUGACCUUGUCAUGUUGAUUUCCUCCCUUAUUUUUGGUGCUGUCUUUCGCCGAUCUCUCUUACUGGUGACAAUGCUAUGUUUAUCCUCUGAUUUUGUAGUAACUCUCUUUCAUCCAGGUCUUUUUCUAUCAUCAUAACUUCCAGGUUCCUCUAGUCUCUUCAGAGUGUAGUGGACUCCUUUAUUAAACAUCUUUAGGCGUUUUGCAGUUUCUCUUUCUGUGUAUCCUUUUUUCCUCAAUGUACAAAUCUGUACUUUUGUUUCUUUACUCAGUUGCUUCUUUCCAGCCAUUUUUGUGGUAGUUUGAACGCAGUUGAGAUUUAUUAGGAUUUUUGUAUGCAGACUCUCAAAAGCCAAAAAGUUGAAGAGAAUAAUCCAACUGUGAUUUGUCUUUUUGCUUUUGCACUGAAGUUGUGACUCUUGCAAAUGUUUUCAACCCUAAAACUAAGCCCUUAUUAUCUUUUGCUGACAUAUGUUUAGCAAUGGUGUGUUCACAUUAAUGUUAAACAUAUGUCAUAUAUCUAAAGGUAAAUGGAGUAAAAUGGUGCAUUUCCAUGAAAGCAACAUCUGAUCAUGGAGUAAAUACAUCCCAAAAUACAUAAAACUGACGCUGGAUUUUAAAAAAAGCAUUAUGAACAAAAACUUGAAGUUACUUCCAACUGUUCGGCCUGUAAUGACCUUGCUUCCAAACUUUUGGCCUGUAGUGUAUGUAAGAUAUGAGUCAUUUACAAGUGGUUAUCCACCUCUAACCAAAAUAUGACCGUGAUUACGCUGAUUGAGUGCAUAUAAAAAAUAACUGCAUAUUUGAGAUGUGAUAUCUUCUCAUCUAAUGAUCUGAAGGACCUUUUCAUCCUCAUGCAUGUCCAUCCACUUGCUCUGAAGUGAGGGCAAAGUUUAUAUUGUCCAAAUGUCCCCCUCUCUUUGUCCCACACUGCAGAACUUGGACGUUGGAUUUUAGACUGUAAAAACUCCGCUCAAGGCAUGACCGGUUAAAAACAUGGACACAGAUUCGCACCUGUGCAUAUAUGCAGGAGCACACAAACUUUCCUUACACACAUAUCCCACUCUUAGAUAUCCAUAUCUAGUGGCAUGUAAAGUUCCAUUUAUUUCUGUUGAUGUUUAGUGGAUGAAUCAGCGCUUCAAACACUCUCAGUCCACGAAUGAAGACUUGCGUGUGCGGCACAGAAGGGGUUAAAAUGAUGUGCUGGCUUAAUCUGUUGUAUCACUGGCGGAAAGUCAAAUUUAGAGCCCUGCUGAUCGACUGACUGCAAAAAAAGGUUGUAUUAUGUUGUUAUGGUGCCAUAAACACAUGGUCAAAAAACCUGUUUUUAAUGGAAGUCUAUUGUCCGAUUUGAGGACAAAGGAGGGUGGGUGGAGCUAAAAUAUGGCGACAGAGAACUACAGGUGACACAGAGUUUUGUUUUUUUUAAUAUGAAGAAAAAUGAGAACUCUCACCAAAUUUGAUGCCCCAAUCUUUAAAAAUGUGCUGUCAGCUCAAAAUAAAGAUGAAAAAAAAAAGACAAAUGUCCUCAAAACGGACAGAGUAGGAACCAAGGAUUAAUUCUGACCUUAAGCGGUUGGACCCUGAAGGUCAUGUCCAAGUUUUCCAGCUUCUCCUUUAAAGCUGUGAACUCUGAGCUGAUGUGAUAGUGACCAGGAUUUAAAGAUAGGACCACCAGGAACUCUUUCAGCAUGUCCCUAAAGUUCCUCUUUGACUCCUCAGUGAGAAGUUCGGCAGGAAGAUCUGCUUCAUCCAGAACCUGCAGGAGCUCUCCGAGUACAUCCCCACGGACCGACUGCAGAUCCCAGAUGCCAUCCGCAGGUAAAACCGUCUCCGCUGUAAACCUGGGACUGGUCCGUUUAGAAAUGGGUCCGCUCUGAUUUGAGGUUCAGACGGUGACAGCAGGAGGUCUCUGAACUGAUCUGAACGGAUACCUGAGAGCUAGAACUUCACUGAAGAUUCUUCAGAACUUUUCUGUUGGGUCUUUUCAAAGUAAGCUCAGCUCAUGGGGUUAGAAGGUUCUAAUACCAGAACCAUAUGGACUCCACCAGAGCCCUUCUGUGGUUCUGUUGUCUUUGCUGUGGUUCUUCAAGGUCUACUGAGGUCCUACUGACUCUGCUGUGUUUCUGCUGAGGUUCUGGGCUGGGAAAAAAUGGGUCUCUCCUGAUAUUUCUCUGGUAUCAACUCUCUUGUGAUCACACCAUGGUUCUACAGACUGAGCAGCUGUUUUUGGACUUAACUCUGGUUCUACUCUGGUUCUAUGUGGCUCAACUAGGAUUCUACUGUAGUUCUAUAUACAAGGCUGUGCUAAAUAUGCUUGUACUGAUCGGACUGUGGUUCUGUUAUCUCUCUGAUGUACAUCUGUGGUUCUGCUGACCCCUCUGUGGUUCUGAUGACCCUUCUUUGGUUCUACAGACCAAACUGCUAUUGUUGGACUCUACUGUGGUUCUUCUUUGGUUCUGUGUGGUUCUAUAGACAAGGCUGUGCUAAAUAUUCUUGUACUGGUUGUACUGUCUGUGGUUCUGUUAUCUCUCUGAUGUACAAACUGUUUUUGUACUGUGGUUCUGAUGACCCCUCUGUCGUUCUUCUGACUCUACUGUGGUUCUGAUGACCCCUCUGUCGUUCUACUUACUCUACUGUGGUUCUACUGUGGUUCUGCUGACUCCUCUGUGGUUCUUCUUACCCCUCUGUGGAUCUGAUGACCCCUCUGUUGUUCUGCUGACUGUACUGUGGUUCUACUGUGGUUCUUCUGUCCCCUCUGUGGUUCUUCUGACCCUUCUGUGGUUUUUCUGUCCCCUCUGUGGUUCUGCUGACUCCUCUGUGGUUCUGCUGACUCUACUGUGGUUCUACUGCUGUUCUUCUGUCCCCUCUGUGGUUCUUCUGACCCCUCUGUGGUUCUGCUGACUCCUCUGUGGUUCUGAUGACCCACCCCUUUGGUUCUGAUGACCCGGCUCUUGGUCCUUGUGUCUCUGCAGGUUCGAUGAAAACCUGGGCCGAUGAUGAUCACUGAGGUCAACAAACUGUUUAGGUCCUAAAAGUCAAAGGGAUGACCUCUGACCUCUUGUUUGUAAAGAGGGUUUUUAUUUAUACUGUCUGUCUUUAACUUAAUUAAGGGGGGGGGGUUAAACCUGGUUCUCCUGCAGGUCCUGACUUAGAUGGUCCUGAUAGUUCUGGUUCUGAUGGUCUGAAGAGAAUCCUGUUUUUCAUUUGAACAAGCAAAAAACAAAGAGAACAAAGAGAGUUCCUGAUGGUUGUUAUUAUACCGUUGUUAUUCUUCUUCUCUCCUAAUAUGAAGAGUUCGUCUGAGGAGUUUCUUCCUCUCUUUCUUCAUCAGUGUAUAAUCACAGUGACCUCUGGUGGAGCUCAGAGGAACUACAGUCUCACACCAACAAGCUCAGUGAACAAUGUGUAAUCUAAACCCCUACCAUGAUGAUAAUAAAAGCACUGAACAAACCUGUGACAGAGUUUGACGCUUGUUUUUCUAAGUUUAGACAGAAUUCACACUUCUGGUUUGACAUGAAUAAAGUGUCACUCCAUUUCGGCAAAACUAAAUGUAUUAUAUUUGAAUAGAUUUGAAUAGAAUAUUCCUUUAUUGAUCCCCCAUGGGGGAAAUUUUUUUGUCACAGCAGCAUCACAGACAAAGAGUGCAAAAAUGCAGUUAUAAAAAUAAAUAUCGUAAUAUAAAGAACUUAAAUAAAUGUAAUAAUUAAGAAAAAAAAUCAGGACUGAGCACCCUGAGAGUGGCAGCAAGUCACAGCAGCUCGUCACAGAGUUUAAGUUUUUGCCUUUUUAUUGUUGUUUUUUGCACCUUAUUUGUCUUUCCUUUUAUUAAGCAGUGAUGUGUUUUGCAUAUUCUAACCAUGGAUGUGCAUUUCAUGACUCUAGCACUUUGUUUUCUCUUACUUUUUGGAGUUUUUAAGUCCGCGUCUGGUGACCCGUUCAGCGGCUCCAUUGUUUACAGCCGUGAACAGCUGUUGGUGCUGCGUCAAGCCCGGCCACCUUUGUUGGACAGACCGGACUUCCCCGCCAAGCUCCGCAGGAGAAGACGAGGAUGCAGAGCUGGAGUUCAGCAUCGGGCAAAGCGGAGACGUUAUAAACCAACUGUCCCGUCCAUUAUCAUGGGAAACGUGAGGUCUCUUCCCAUCAAGAUGGAAGAGCUCACAGCACUGACUCGGCUGCAGUGGGAGUACUGGGAGUGCAGCCUCAUGAUGUUCAUGGAGUCAUGGCUGAACGAACUCUCUCCGGACCCGCUCGUAACUUUGGACGGAUUUCAUCUUGUCAGAGUGGACUGGAG